Molecule: messenger RNA, 996 nt
Organism: Biomphalaria glabrata
Lineage: Eukaryota; Metazoa; Mollusca; Gastropoda; Planorbidae
Product: mitochondrial import inner membrane translocase subunit Tim22-like
Exons: 4
Coding region: 181-789 (202 amino acids)
Biological process (GO): protein insertion into mitochondrial inner membrane
Cellular component (GO): TIM22 mitochondrial import inner membrane insertion complex
Molecular function (GO): transmembrane protein transporter activity
Source: RefSeq, a predicted model, not a curated record
UUAUAAGUUUAGAUUUCUUAUAUCUAGACCCUAUAUCUAAAAAAUGUAGAUUUACACUCUAUGUCCAUCUAGACUAGAUCUGGAGCGCACGUUGAAAAAAGACAACAUGACAUAUAAUAGAUGCCUAAGAUAUCGAUACCUGAGUUAAAUUUAUGUUCAUGUCGAUACUAACAACACAAAAUGGCGGCGCCCAUGAAUAACACAAGCUCAUUGGGUUCAAAAUCACAAGAAGUAAAUGAGUUAGGAAUUCCAAAAAAUUUAAGCCACAAUGAUGUUACCAAUUUCAAUUUAAUAAUAGAUCAUGUAAUUGGAUUUAAAAAGAUACCAAAGACUGAUCCAGCUUUGGCUGUUGCCGGUAUUCCACAGGUGCCCUUGUCAAGGGAGGAAAUGUUUGUGCGUGAAAUUUUCGAUAGUUGUGCAUUUAAAUCAUCAGCGAGUUGUGUUAUUGGAUUUGCACUUGGAGCAGCAUUUGGUCUGUUUACAGCUGGAGUUGACCCCAUGUCCACAAUGACAACAGAAACUCCAACAACAAGGAUGGUGUUGAGGGAAAUGAAAGCACGUUCUCUUUCAUAUGGAAAAAACUUUGCCUUGGUAGGGGCCAUGUUUUCAGGGACUGAAUGUCUGGUGGAAUCGUAUCGAGGAAAGUCAGAACUGAUCAAUGGAACAGCCUCUGGAGCUAUAGUAGGUGGAGUGUUAGGACUUCGAGCUGGUUUGAAGGCAGGUGUGUUUGGUGCUGUUGGCUUUGCUUUGUUCUCAACUGCUAUAGACUACUACAUGAGGCACAUGUGAUCUCUUAGUAAUUAGGAUAGAAAUGUAACUGUAUAUUUGACCAUUAAGGAAAUGUAUGAAUAGAAUAUCAAUGUUGUCUGUGACUUGAGAGAAUAGAAGUGUGUGGAGAGUUGAAGAAAGAUUUGUAUAAGACUUUGAAAUGUUUACGUGUUUUUUUUUAUCUGUACAUACGUAUUGUAAAUUAUUAAAACUGUAUCAUAAUGAAAA